Sorghum bicolor (sorghum) is the source of this 1101-nucleotide messenger RNA. RefSeq lists its product as uncharacterized. Gene Ontology annotation, biological process: gravitropism; regulation of growth. The transcript is spliced from 5 exons. Lineage: Eukaryota; Viridiplantae; Streptophyta; Magnoliopsida; Poales; Poaceae. The record is from RefSeq and is a predicted model, not a curated record. The coding region runs from base 131 to 766 and encodes 211 amino acids.
AGUUUAUAUAUAUAUACACACUUGCAUCAUUCAUGCGACCAUGCGCUAGCUAUAUAUCAAGACCAUUCAUUCACCUCACCACCUACAUUUGUCCGAGCUGCUUACACAAGAGAAUAGAGCACCGGUAACCAUGGGGGUUCUCAACUGGAUGCAGACCAAGCUUCAUGGAUCGCCUCGCAGCAGGAGAUCUGCAGAAUUCAGCGCAGGCUUGGCUCGGCCAGCUGACGCUUCCGGUGGACUUCCUCAGACAGACAAGCUCAAUGACAGCUGGACCACGGCGAUGCUGUCGAUCAGGACGUUCGGGACGAGGGAAGAAGGGAAGAGAGUGAAGAGCUGUGGGCGUCUGGACGAGCUCAGCAAGCUGCAGGAGCUGAAAUCGCUCGCGGAAGCCAGAAGAACCGCCACAGCCGGUGAGCUGGGCAGGGUAAAUCACCUGCAGCUGGAGCGGCUCCUGAGCUGUUCUUCCACCUCCAGGAGUGGAGGCAUUGGUAGGCCAAGAUCGUUCAGAGCACUUGCAACAAGAGCCUUCGGAGGUUUCCGGCGGCCCAGACCAAGCUUCAGGGAAACUGUACCUGAAAUGAGAUUUGACGAGAUUGUCUGGGGUUUGCUGCUCAAGAAGGCGCACCCUGAAAACCCACUAUUCCCUGAUGCUGCAACAACGGAUGAUCAGGUGGUCCAGAUGGCUCCGAAAGGCAAGGUACAGGCCGAGGACGAAGGGGGCAAAUGGAUCAGAACAGAUUCACAGUACAUCGUGUUAGAGAUCUGAACUUCCAGGAUGGAAGCAAAAAGGUUCCUUGCACAAUUUUGUUUGUAUACACGCCUGUCUGCGUAUGAUCUUAUCAGAUGGCCUUCAACACCAGGGAAAACAAUAUGGUUUUUCUAUGUUUCCUUUGUCAUGUGACACACUAAAGAUAUUCCAAUAUAGACCAGAUUAUCAAACAAAGUGCUGGCCUACAGUAGUAUACAUCCUGAAACAACUUAUACAUGUGUUCAGCAGAGUAUGUUUCCCAGCCUAAAAAGGAAAGACCUUCGUAUCUAUAAAAUUGCCCAAGUUUUGCUGAAGUGGCGCACAUCAGCACAUGGCAUAAACUAGCAACUGAU